This is a messenger RNA of Hevea brasiliensis (rubber tree), 1998 nucleotides long. RefSeq lists its product as uncharacterized. The transcript is spliced from 14 exons. The record is from RefSeq and is a predicted model, not a curated record. Gene Ontology annotation, molecular function: GTPase activity; GTP binding; RNA binding. The coding region runs from base 167 to 1510 and encodes 447 amino acids. NCBI's taxonomy places the organism in Eukaryota, Viridiplantae, Streptophyta, Magnoliopsida, Malpighiales, Euphorbiaceae. Gene Ontology annotation, cellular component: nucleolus. Gene Ontology annotation, biological process: ribosomal large subunit biogenesis.
CUUUCUCGACCCUCCAGGAGGCGGAGCGGAGACAAACGGUAGUGCAAUUGAAACUGCUGCGAUUUUAAUUUCACAGAUAAAAUUCGUAACCCCCUUGAGAAAGGAGGACAGAGGACGGUUCAAAAAAAAAAAAAAAAAGAGAGAGAGACACAGAGAUAUAGAAGAGAUGACUAGAGCAUUAAGUAUCUUGCAGCUACGGCAGAUUAGCUCCACCAAAUUUCUGCUAAGAAGCUCAAAUUUUUCUCCAGGUCUAUUCGUGAAGGCAGGAAUAACAAAAUGCCCAACUUUAUGCUUUUGUAGACGUAUUCAGACAGUUACGUAUGAUAUUGUGAAUGCAAGCUACGUACCCACUCCCACGACUAAACAACAACAGCAGAAGAAAACCACAGAUAAAGCACCAGAAAUACUUGAAACAGUUGGUGCAUUUCAAAAGCUACCAAUGGUGAUGCCAUCAGUUGAUAUUCUUUAUUCAGCAUUGAGGAAGGCAAAGAGGGUCCCUCCUACAAAAGGCAUUGCUAAUAUUGCCAAGCGAGAGAGAAAUAAAGGUGCAAAGCAACUUGAUGCAUUGAUGAAAGAAUUGGCAGUUCCGUUAAGGGAAUAUUUGGAGAACUUCCCUAAAAGGAGAUAUUUGCAUCCUUAUGAACAGUCACUUAUUGAGUUAACCCUUGGUGAUGGAAAUUAUGAAGAGGUGUUGAGAAAAGUAGAUGCUUUGAGGAAAAAGGUGUUGUCUGUUGGAAAGGAACACGCUUCAGUAUGUGCUAAGUCUCUAACGAAACGAGAGGCUUUGGAGCGGUUGAAUGAGGGUCUGGAAAAGCUUGAAGAAACUUUUAAACGUGAAGGAAAGGCAGUUGAUGCUUUAUUCAACAUUGCCAAGACUUUGCGGGCUAUGCCAGUGGUCGAUCUAGAAACACCAACUCUUUGUCUUGUUGGAGCUCCUAAUGUAGGAAAGUCGUCCUUGGUUCGGAUACUUUCAACAGGGAAGCCUGAGGUUUGUAAUUACCCUUUCACAACUAGGGGAAUUCUAAUGGGCCAUAUUGCUUUUGACUUCCAGCAUUUUCAGGUGACAGACACCCCAGGACUUCUAAAGAGAUGUGAUGAGGACAGGAACAAUUUGGAAAAAUUAACGCUUGCUGUCCUCACACACUUGCCAACAGCAAUACUUUAUGUUCAUGAUCUCACUGGAGAAUGUGGGACCUCAGCUUCUGAUCAGUUUGAGAUAUACAAAGAAAUUAAAGAGAGAUUCAAUGAUCAUCUUUGGCUUGAUGUUGUCUCUAAAUGUGAUCUCUUGCAAGAAUCUCCUGUGGUCUUCAUUGCAGAAGAUAGCAAUGGUAGUAAUUUGGAAAUGGCAAGGUACCAUAAAAUGGGACCCAAUGGAGCAAUCCAUGUGUCUGUAACGAGUGGAGAAGGACUCAAUGAGCUAAAAGUUAAAGUGCACGAACUACUGGUUGCCCAGAUGGAGAGGAUCGGAAGUAUGAAAACCAAAGAAGAUAAUCCAUAUUUGCCAACAUAACAGACAUCACUAUUUGUUGGUAUGAUUAUGGGUUGACCCACUAUGUCUCAGGGAUAACAACUUGGUGAAGAUGAAACUUACAUUUUCAGAAUUUGUAGAAGCGAUCUCUUUCUGCAAGCAUGAGGCAUUUAUACUGAAGCUUAACAAAAUGCUUCUCUCUUUUUCGUUGCUCGUUCUGAGAUUUGGACGUGAGGCUGAUGCCAAAACAAGUUUUAUAUUUUAUGCAUUAAAUUUUUUUUUACAUUAGUUAGUCUUGUAGAAACCUUCCCUCAUCUUUUGAUUAAAGAUUAAUUUGUACAAGGGACAUUGGCUAGCUAGCAUUGGAGGCUGAUGCACAUUUACAUAACACAAGUAGUGAAAUUUCCUGCAAAAUCUUCACAGAUUGUAAUAUAUGGUGUGGGAAUUUUGUGACUGGAAUUAAUGACUUGGUUUGGUCCAUGGAGUAGCACGGAAUAAAUUAAAAAUACAAUAGCUAUUCUUAACUUUAA